Messenger RNA from Drosophila navojoa, 1869 nucleotides. It is a transcript of the gene Pex5, whose product is annotated as peroxisomal biogenesis factor 5. Gene Ontology annotation, molecular function: protein binding. The record is from RefSeq and is a predicted model, not a curated record. Gene Ontology annotation, cellular component: peroxisomal membrane; cytosol. Gene Ontology annotation, biological process: protein import into peroxisome matrix, docking. NCBI's taxonomy places the organism in Eukaryota, Metazoa, Arthropoda, Insecta, Diptera, Drosophilidae.
CUCGAUAAAUCAAUAAAGAACAAUGCAAAUUUGUAGUCCAUCCCCGUUGUGGACAUUUGGACUUUUGUUUCGCGUCUUAUCUUAAAGCCCCUCCAUCCUAAAAUCGACUGCUGAUCAACACCAAGUAAGCAGUUACGUAGCAAAAUGUCGUUGCGUCCACUUGUGGAGGGCGAUUGUGGCGGUGUCAAUCCAUUGAUGCAGUUGGGUGGCCAAUUCACCCGUGAUGUUGCACACAAGGAUGAAGGUUUUGCUCCUGCGCAGUUCGAGCGCAGCUUGCGACCAGACGAGCAACUAGUCAACGAAUUUCUAGGUCAAGUAGCUGGCCCACCGCAGUCCUUUCAAAUGGAUACACUGCUGCAAGAGAUGCGCGGAGUAAACAUCCAUGGUCCACCACAACAGCAUAGCGAAAUGGCCAAUCAAUGGGGACGGGAUUUUAUGCAACAGCAGCAACAGCAACAUCACCAGCCAAACAAAACGGUGCAGAUACCGCAGCCCUUGCAGUCGCAAGACUUCUUUGACGAAACGAUGAUCUGCACCCAAAACUUUAUGCCAAACCAAAUGAUGCGCCAGCCAUAUCUUGCCAUCACAGCUGGACCCCAGCAACAGCAACCGCAGCAGCAGCACGAUUCAUUCUUCGACGAAAAUGUCGAGACGAUCAUUACUGACAAUCUGCCAAGGGUGGAAACUGGCGCAGAGUCUCUCGAGGAUUGGAUCAGUGACUAUCAGCGCAACAAGGAGCUCAACGAACAGCAGACGACAAAUUUUAAUGAAAAAUUCUGGCAGCGCUUGCAGGACGAAUGGCAAAAAUUGGCUGAGGAGAACGAACAUCCAUGGCUCUCGGAAUACAAUGAGAGUCUGGACGCCUACAAGGAGUAUGAAUUUGCCGAACAAAAUCCGAUGAGCGAACUGGAUAAUGCGUUUGAGAAGGGCAAGGAGUACUUGAAUAAGGGCGACAUACCCAGCGCCGUGCUCUGCUUUGAGGUCGCCGUCAAGAAGGAACCGCAACGGGCCGAAAUCUGGCAGCUGUUGGGCGUCUCUCAGGCGGAAAACGAAAUGGAUCCACAGGCCAUUGCGGCGCUCAAAAAGGCUCUGGAACUUCAACCGGAAAAUCGACCGGUGCUGAUGGCCCUGGCCGUAUGUUAUACCAACGAAGGCUUGCAGAGCAAUGCUGUAAAAAUGCUGUCCAACUGGCUGGAGGUGCAUCCGCAGUAUAAACACCUGUUGUCCGCCUAUCCGCAGCUGCAGUCGGAGACGCUCACCAUGGCCUCCUCCCUAAUUGGGGGCAACAAGCUGCGCGAUCUGCAGCAGGUCUAUCUGGAGGCAGUGCGCAUGCAGCCCGCCCAAGUGGACUCCGAUUUGCAGGAGGCACUCGGUGUCCUCUACAAUUUAUCCGGCGAAUUUGACAAGGCGGUCGACUGCUAUAGGGCGGCCGUACAUGUGGAUCCUCAGAAUGCGAAGCUUUGGAAUCGUUUGGGCGCCAGCCUGGCGAACGGCUCACGAUCUGUGGAGGCGGUCGAGGCAUAUCAACAGGCGCUCCAGCUGCAGCCAGGAUUCAUACGAGUGCGCUACAAUGUCGGCGUCUGCUGCAUGAAUUUGAAAGCGUAUAAGGAGGCGGCCGAGCACCUGAUUACGGCGCUUACCAUGCAGGCACACACGAAUGCCUCUAGGGAGUUACCAAACGCUCAGGCCAUCGGCCAAAAUCAGAUGUCCGAGUCGAUCUGGAGCACGCUCAAAAUGGUCAUAUCCCUGAUGGGGCGAAGCGAUCUACAGGGUCACAUAAGCGAUCGCAACUUGUCGGCACUCAACGAAGCCUUCAAGGAUUAGACUGCAACAGUUGGCGUCCAGUGAAUGAAUUUGAAACGGCAUGCA